This is a messenger RNA of Physella acuta, 3623 nucleotides long. RefSeq names its product MORC family CW-type zinc finger protein 3. The record is from RefSeq and is a predicted model, not a curated record. NCBI's taxonomy places the organism in Eukaryota, Metazoa, Mollusca, Gastropoda, Physidae. Gene Ontology annotation, molecular function: ATP hydrolysis activity; zinc ion binding. Gene Ontology annotation, cellular component: nucleus.
UGCUGCAACUAAAAUGGCGGGCCCCAGAGCGCAAGAUUUAAUUCAUGGUAUUCUUCCUAGCAAAGUACAUCCAAACUUUCUACAAGCAAAUUCUACAAGUCAUACAUGGCCAUUCAGCGCAAUAGUUGAGAUAAUAGACAAUGCUUACGAUUCGAGUGCUGCAGAUAUGCGUAUCGACAAAGUGGAUUUAGGAAAUGAAGAAUCACUGAUGUUUACUGACAAUGGAAAAGGCAUGGAUACUGACCAUCUUUACAGGAUGCUUAGUUUUGGCUACUGUGAGAAAGAUAUGGAGAAAAAAAAGAGUGUUCUGAAGUCUGUUGGACAGUAUGGUAAUGGUUUCAAGUCUGGCUCCAUGCGUUUAGGCAAUGAUGCCCUUGUUUUCACUAUUUGCUCUCAGAGUGGAAGUGUUGGGUUUUUAUCACAGACAUACCUCCAGGCAAUAAAUGCUGACUCUGUCAUUGUUCCAAUAUUGGAAUAUACACUGCCCAAACUUAAAAGAGAUGAUACUCAUCUGUCCAGGAACAACUUAAGAGCUAUUUUACAGCAUUCUGUCUUCAAAACUGAAGAGCAACUUGUGUUUCAUCUGAAUGCGGUUCACAGAUCAAUAACUGGCACUAGAAUUGUUAUCUCUAAACUGAAAAGGUUAGAGGAUAAAACUUUUGAACUGGAUUUUUCAAGUGAUGUAUCUGAUAUAAGAUGCCCAGAACCACACAAGCCAGAUGCAUCAAAUGUCAACAAUCGUCCAAUCCAGACUCAAUCAUCUGAAUACAAGCGCUCUCUUAGAGAGUAUUGCAAAAUUCUAUACCUUCAUCCAAGAAUGAAAAUUCACCUACGUGGUGUGAAAAUAAAAUCAACAAAUAUAGCCAGAAUGCUGUAUCAGACAGAAAGAGAUAUUUACAAACCUUUAUGGCUGAAAAAGCCUGUCACAAUAACAAUUGGUUUUAGCUGUGAACAAGAUGUUGCUGAUGAUUAUGGGUUGAUGAUUUAUCACAGAAACCGCUUGAUUAAAGCCUAUGAAAAAGUUGGCUACCAAAAGCAACCAAAUCAACUCGGUGUAGGGAUCGUUGGUGUUGUUGAAGUUGAUUUUUUACAACCUAUUCACAACAAGCAGGAUUUCAACAAAGAUGAAAAGUUCAAUUCAGUAAUGAGUGCAUUAGGACAAAAGCUAAAUGACUAUUGGGAUGGAAAAAAGUCUGAAAAAAAUGAAACUACUCAACCUGACCAUCUGUGGGCCCAGUGUGAUAACUGUCUCAAGUGGAGACGUCUGCCUCCAGGUACAACUAAAGAAUCCCUCCCUGAUAACUGGUAUUGCUUAAUGAAUAAGGAUGGUUUGUACAAUCGCUGUGACAUUUCUGAAGAACAGGAGGAGAUAGUAACUAAACCCACAUACAAAAAAACAAGCAGGAAGAAAAAGGAAACACCAAAGACGAAUGAUACAAGUGUAGAAUUGAAUGGAUGCAGAAAAACAGUACAGAGUUCAACAGAGUUAUCAAAGAAGAACACAUCUACUGGUAGUCGAAGAAAAAGAGUUUAUGAUGACAACAAUAAAUAUGAUGAAGAUUUUGAAAGACUGUGCAAGCAUAGUACCCCAAAGAAAAAAAAAGAUCAAGAUAAUAAUAGUAAUGAUUCUCAUCUAAAUACACUAUUUUCACAAGGAAAGUUACUGAGAAGCAAUGAAAAAUUUCCAAAUUCAGCACAGAAAUCAUUUCCAAGCCCUCAGAAAAGUAUGAUCCAAACCAAAUUGAAGUUUUGCAUUGACUAUGUGGUCAGAAAACAUUCCAGUGACCAGAACAGAGAAAAUGCAAGUCAGCUUUCAUGCCCAGUAGACAAAGAAAUAAUCACUUCAGACAAUGAUUCACAACUUUCUGAUAAAUCUAUGGACAGCCACUCUUGUAACACAGAUCAAAUCAUUAAUAACAGUUCAGAGUGCACUACAGCUAAUUCUAAUUCUCUUAACAGUUCAGAAUGCACUACAGUUAAUUCUAUUUCCCUUAACACCUCGUCAGCUUCACUAGACACUACAGGUUUAAAUGGUGUUGAAGACUCAGUGGAAGAUGACACCCUUGUGUGGACGGACACUGAUGACCUCAACUGUAUCAGCUUAAAUGAUGCAUGUAUACCAGAAGCAGCACUGCCAGUAAAUAAUGAAUUAACUAGUAAAAUUGAAAACAACCAUGCCGGUCCUCACCAUUCAAGAAACAAAAGUGUGUUUGAUGUAAAGCCUAGCUUUGCUUGUUCAUCACCACUUAGAAACAUUGAAGCUGAGAGUGAAGAAUCCUCUCAUUCAGAAAAGAUGAAAAAUCAAGCAGAUAAGUUAAGUUGUGAUGAUGCUCAAAAGGAAAUAGAAAACCUGAAAUCAAAGCUCUCAUUGACAGAAGAGCAGCUUUUAACAAUGGAGCUGCAUUAUAUAGACAUUGAAGAGAGAUUGUCAAAUUUCAAAAGUAAAGUUCAUCAGCUGCUAAGUCUAAUGGAUCCUGUGGCUAACACUGGUGAUGUGAGCAAUAUUGAUGAUUUAGUUGAUACAAUGUUAGCAAUGUAUUCAGCUGAGUGUAUUGAUUAGCAGUUAUUUCCCUUGCUGUUAUCCUAAGUAUAAAAAAAAUCAAAGCAUUUAAUUGCAAGUAUGAUUAAGAAAUAACCUCUUUUAUUUAUUUUUUCUUACAUUAAGUUUCUAAACAGUGAAUAAAUGAAGAUUAAUGUCCAUUUUUUUAAGCUGAAGGAUUUAUUUUUUUUUUUACUGUACCUUGGAUGUGCUGUAAUGAAGUGCUACUUAUUUUUACUAAUGCUAAUACUUAUUUGCUCACUCAAGUAAACUUGAUAUACAAGUCAAGACUCAACUACAUGGAAUGUGAAAAACUGUGAGACUGUUAGAUUUUUAAUUGAUUUUUAAAAAUCAAUUAAAGAUUGCUAUGUGAAGUAUUUACGUUAUCAUGCCAUUACACACAAAUGAAUGUGUUCAUUUGGUGUUCAAGUAUUUUUAGUUAUACAAUUUGAUUCUAGUUAAAUAAAAAAUGUAAUAUAAAAUUACUAUCAAGCUCCCCUUUUAUUGCGGAAUUUUAUAAACUUUUAACUAAUUCUUUUUAUAAUGACAAAUGUAAACUCUAAUUAGAUUUUAGUGUUGUUUCUAGUGACCAAUGCAUUUAAAUAAUUAAAAACAAAAGUAAGUUGUUUUUAAUUAUUUAAAUGCAUUGGUCUCCAGAGACAACACAAAAAUCUAAUUAAAUUGCGUUUACAUGUCUUGAAAAAAACUUGCAAAAAGUUAGCAUAUAUAUUCCUUUGGAAAAGUGUUUUCAUAUAACAUUAACUUUCUGCUAGUUUUUUCCUAGACUUGUAUAUUAUACAUGCUGUGAUAGAAGUGGGUCAAGAUUUGCUGAAACCCACAACAGUCCCUUUGACUCUUUGUGAAUCCAUAAUCUUCCACUUUGUCCGGUGAACUAAAUAUAAACUUAUUUUAAAAUGAAUAAAAGACAUUAAUAAUCGUAUGGAGUAAAGAGAAAGAAACAAUGAUUUUCUCUAGAUAUAUAAUAAAGAACAACUAUUUAAAUAACUAAAGAAAAUCAUGGGUUGCUAUUUAUAGUAUACCAUCAUCAAAAUUGUAUAAGCAACCUACACUUUUCUUAAUAUUA